CUCAUUUUAUCCUCUGCUUCAGCUCUAGAUGGAGGCUCAGCGUCCCAAUCUCUUUUCCCUGCAGGGGAUUGUAAUGAUAUCUGGCGUCAUACUUUGCACACUAUCGUUUCUCGCCGCCCUCAUUUCGAUGAUAAAAUUGCCCCAAUUGAUUGUUAAAGAUGAGAAUCCAACAUCCCUAAGCAUUACAAAUAUCAACUUCACCUAUGGAUACAUUGCCUUCAUCGCCCUAUUUAUUGAUUUGAUCUUCCUCCUGUUCGAACUUCGUAUUCAAUUAGUCACGCAGUAUUUAGAGUUCGCCAACAUGUAUUUGAUGUCUGCCAUCUUCUACCUACUCUGGUCGUUUGUCAACAUCGGAUUUGCUGGGUCUUUAGGUAUUGCAGUUGGUGUCAUGAUGGUCCUCAACGGCUUAUUCAUUUUGUUUGUGGAGAUUCAGCGCCAGAGGUAGCCUUCUGCGAAAAAAAAUUAUUUUGAUGAAGCAAAAUGUCUGUCUAUACACAACUUUUAGGUAAAGUUUUGCUAGAUUAUUCUAAACUGUCUUAAUUAUUCAAUUAA
Messenger RNA from Schistocerca gregaria, 552 nucleotides. RefSeq lists its product as uncharacterized. The coding region runs from base 29 to 445 and encodes 138 amino acids. NCBI's taxonomy places the organism in Eukaryota, Metazoa, Arthropoda, Insecta, Orthoptera, Acrididae. The record is from RefSeq and is a predicted model, not a curated record. The transcript has 5 exons.